This is a messenger RNA of Xenopus laevis (African clawed frog), 2300 nucleotides long. It is a transcript of the gene casp2.L, whose product is annotated as caspase 2 L homeolog. Gene Ontology annotation, biological process: proteolysis; programmed cell death; regulation of apoptotic process. Gene Ontology annotation, molecular function: cysteine-type peptidase activity; cysteine-type endopeptidase activity. Lineage: Eukaryota; Metazoa; Chordata; Amphibia; Anura; Pipidae. The record is from RefSeq and is marked provisional.
GAACUCUGGGUUCCGUGUGGCUCUUGUUGUUACGGCCGGGUGAGAGGCGGAGGGGAGGGUAACACGGCCGGUACAGGAAUCCAUGCGGUGACUUGUGCUUGCAGGGGCCCGAACCCUCCCCUCAGUGACCUGUUUUGUUUACUAUCGGCACGUGAGCCCCCAGAAGGCGGAGCCGAAAGGCUCUGAGGGACCCGCGCAAGGAUGCUGGGAGGCAUGCAGCAACACCACAGAAAAGCACUGCAGCGGCUGCGAGUAUCCCUGGCUAGUGAAAUGAUCAUCGAGGAACUGCUGGAUCAUCUUGUGUCCAGUGAAAUUCUGACUAACAAUAUGCACAGCAACAUCAUGGCAUAUCGCAGUGAUUAUGCACAAAAUGUCGCCUUAUUGAACCUACUUCCUAAAAGGGGUCCACGUGCUUUUUCAGCAUUCUGCAAUGCUCUGCACUCUACGAACCAGGAACAUUUAGCUCAACAAGUAGAGAAGGAGGCGCUGCUCCAGGAGGAGUUUAUUACGUCGAAAGUGCAUCACGGCAGCUUCCCUUUACCUGUCCAGGAGAGCACACUCAGUAGGCCCGGGAGACAGAUCUGCAGAGAGUACAGGGAAGAGUCUAUUGAUGAUGGAGAUGGUCCAGUCACAGUACAGCUAUGCAGCGUCAACUUCUACAUUACUCACUGUCAGCAGGCCUACAAAAUGCAUUCCUGCCCUCGUGGCCGAGCCCUCCUCAUCAGCAACGUCAAAUUUGAGACACCAGAUCUCGAUUACCGAUGUGGCGGGGAAGUCGAUUUGGCCUCUCUGGAAAAGUUAUUCAGCAGUUUGGGCUAUCAAGUGGAUGUCAGAUGCAACCUUAAUGCACAGAGCAUGAUGUCACAACUACGUGCUUUCUCUGCACUGCCAGUUCAUAGUUCUCUGGAUUCCUGUGUCGUUGCAAUUCUUUCCCAUGGGCUCGAUGGUGCGGUCUAUGGGACGGAUGGGAAACUUGUCCAGCUGCAGGAGGUAUUCACAGCGCUGGAUAAUGCUCACUGCCCGCAGCUGCAGAACAAGCCCAAGAUGUUUUUCUUUCAGGCCUGCCGUGGAGAGGAGACUGACCGGGGCGUGGAUCAGCGCGAUGGGAGAGAGCAGUCGGGGUCACCAGGUUGUGAGCAGAGUGAUGCUGGCAGGGAGGACAUAAAAGUCCGGCUCCCCACACAGUCAGACAUGAUCUGUGCCUAUGCCUGUCUGAAAGGCACCGUGUCUUUGCGCAACACCAAGAGAGGUUCCUGGUUUGUGCAGGAUCUUGUUUCUGUGUUCUCCCAGCAUUCCAAAGACACUCAUGUAGCCGACAUGUUGGUCAAGGUGAAUGCACUAAUAAAGGAGCGCGAGGGACACGCUCCAGGCACUGAAUUCCACCGCUGCAAAGAGAUGUCAGAAUAUUGCAGCACAUUGUGCCGUGACCUGUAUCUUUUUCCGGGCAGCCCAAGCAACGGGCUCCCCAAGUGAUCCCCCAUAUCAUUUACGCCCGGGAACCAGCCACUUCUUUUGUACAUUUGCUUUUUUUUUAAUGUGAUAUAAGUGGUUAAUUUUUACAGAAGACCUAAAUGUUUUUUUUUUGCCAGUCUUCCAUAUUUGUAAUAAUUGUACUUUUUUAAAUCUCUUACCAUUUCUGGUGUUAAAAGACAUUUGCACAGAUGUCUUUCCAUUCCAAAGACUGUAUAUUGGACCAUAUUAUACGUAAGAUAAAGCCACUGCCUGAGAUCCGUUAAGCCAAAACCCAGCAGAGUGUAUAUUGUUAUUCUGAGAUCACUUCAGCCCAAAGCCAGCCACCUGUAAUCUGCUAUUCCAAGAUCCCUUCAGCCCAAAGUAAGGGGGUGUAUUCUGUUAUUCCUCAAAGCCAGAGGUGUGUAUUCACUCAUCCAGAGGAGUGUGUUCUGCUAUUCCAAGAUCCUUUCUGAUCAAGCCACUGGUUUUUCUGUUAAUCCAGAAUCCUGUCAGUCAGCUGUAUGUAUUCUAUUAUACCAGGUAUGUAACAUUUCCUAUGGCAGUGUAACACUUAAGGUGCUAGACCCUGGACUUUCGGGACACGCCUAUAUUUUCUGGACACCCCUACGUUUCUCCGUGUAUUGUAACUGACGUCCUGCCAGUAUCAAGAUUUUGCUGCACUUUGUCUCUCUGUCUCAGGUCUGUCUGGUUAUCUGUCACUGCCACGUACUAUAAGUUUUAUACUGGGCCAAACACCCUGUCGUAGCACUGCGGGACAUCUUACUCCAGAGUCUCUCGCCUUUAUAACUUGCAAGGCCAGCACUUCAAUAAACCUCUAUUUUCUUUUA